UUUGUAAAGGUGUAGUUGUUGAUAGUGUUCAAACUGCUCAGAAGAUGAAAGGCUGUACCUUUGUGAAUGGUUCAUUGGAAAUACAAAUUCAUGGAGGGGGUAAUAGCAUUAUUAAAGAACUUGAAGCAAGCCUUAGUAACAUUGAAGUAAUUCGAGGUUAUCUGAAAAUCGCCAGAUCUUAUCCUCUUGUCUCGUUAAAUUUUUUACGCAAUUUGACUCUCAUUAAAGGGGAGCAGCGUGACAAGAAAGACUAUGCCUUUCUAGUCCUAGAUAACCAGAAUCUUCAAGAGUUAUGGGAUUGGGAGAAUCGUAAAGUGAAUCUGACCAUCGCUGGAGGAAAAGUAUUUUUUCACUUUAAUUCCAAGCUGUGCCUUCAUAAAAUCAAUGAACUUAAAAAAUAUGCCAAUGUUAAAGAUUGGGAUGACACAGAUGUAUCACCAAGCUCAAAUGGGGAUAGAGUGGCAUGCAAUGUUGUUAAAAUGGAGCUAGAAGUAUGGAUUCUUUCACAUGGAGUAGUUGGCUUGAGGUGGAAGGAUUUUCGCAAGACUUAUACUGAUAUGGAUUUUCGCUCACUUCUUGGUUAUGUGAUAUAUUAUAGAGAAGCCCCUGACAGGAAUGUUACUAUGUACGAUGGCAGAGAUGCCUGUGGUACAGAUGAUUGGAAAAUUAAUGAUGUUGAAGCUAAUGAUGAUCCUGAUGCAAAUGAUGUGGUAGCUAUAAUACCUCAUUUACAACCAGCUACUACUUACGCUGCUUAUAUGAGGACGUAUACAACAGCUUCUGCAUUAGUGGGUGCUCAAACUCCAAUUAUUUAUUUUACAACAAAGCCUCACACAUCAUAUCCUCCUGUAAAUGUUCAAGCUCAUGCAAGUUCUCCUGAGGAAAUAGUUAUCCAAUGGCAAAGUCCAAGAAAACCUAAUGGAAAGGUUACUCAUUACAUAAUUAAUGGUUUUCAAGAAAAAGAUUCAUUUGAAUUUAUUAGUCAACGAAAUUAUUGUAAUGAACCAAUGGUUAUGUCUGACAUUAAAAAAUCUGAUAAAGAAAAAGGUACUGUAAUUGAUGAGAUUGUGGCUGAAGAAAAGAAGAAAUACAUGGAAUUAAAUAGCGAGUAUAGAGAGUGUUGUUCUUGUUCAAAAAGUAAAACUUUAUUUUUUCAAGAAGAAGAAGCUGAAGCUGAAAUACAAUUUGAAGAUUAUAUUCAGAAUAAUGUUUUCCAGAAAAACCCUAAGAGGGUUCAAAGAGCAAAUCAAACUGACAGUGAUUUACAGUCUUUGAUUAAUCCAACUACAGCUUCUAUUUGGGAUUCAUCCACAGAAUUUUUUAAUGAUACAUUCCCAUCCGGAAGGUUAUCCAGUACAAGUACUACAACAGCAGCAACUACGACUACUGAAGAUACCACUAAGAUAACUAGUUCUCCAUCACCUAUUGAAGAAGGAAACUUCCAAUAUAUUGUUUACAAUGCUACAUUUUUUGCAGUCAAGCAACUUCAUCAUUUCACAGAGUACAGAAUAGAGGUAAAAGCAUGUCAUGACAAACCUUCAGAAAAACCAGUAAUGGAUGACUAUGAACAGUGUAGUCCUCAAGCCAUUACGACUGUUAGAACGCAUCCACUUGGUGGUGUCGAUGAUAUUGACAUUAGUACAGUUGAAAUAAAAACUGAAAACUUUACAUCUGGUGUAUUAUUUGUUAAAUGGGAUGAACCAAAAGACUCCAAUGGUUUAAUAGUUAAUUAUGAUAUAGAAAUAAAAUUGGCUGAAAAAAGUGAACAUAAACGCUUGCCUGUAUGUAUAACACAACUCGAGUACCAAAAGGAAAUGGGAUAUAGAUCUGAUUUUUUAAAGCCUGGAAACUAUUCUCUGAGGUUAAGAGCAACAUCACUAGCUCAUACUGGUAAUUGGACAACUCCACUUUACUUUGUAAUCCCUGAUACAAGAGGUAAUUGA
Molecule: messenger RNA, 1943 nt
Organism: Stegodyphus dumicola
Lineage: Eukaryota; Metazoa; Arthropoda; Arachnida; Araneae; Eresidae
Product: insulin-like peptide receptor
Biological process (GO): positive regulation of MAPK cascade; protein phosphorylation; positive regulation of kinase activity
Cellular component (GO): insulin receptor complex; plasma membrane; axon
Molecular function (GO): insulin receptor substrate binding; insulin receptor activity; ATP binding
Source: RefSeq, a predicted model, not a curated record